Messenger RNA from Tetrapisispora phaffii CBS 4417, 849 nucleotides. It is a transcript of the gene PXP2, whose product is annotated as Pxp2p. Lineage: Eukaryota; Fungi; Ascomycota; Saccharomycetes; Saccharomycetales; Saccharomycetaceae. Gene Ontology annotation, molecular function: peroxiredoxin activity. The record is from RefSeq and is a predicted model, not a curated record. The transcript has a single exon. The coding region runs from base 1 to 849 and encodes 282 amino acids.
AUGGCUAAUAUAUUAAAUCCCCAACGUUUAGUUCAAUUAAGUAGAUUUAGUCCGAAACUUAGCAAUACUUGGUACUUAAUUGCAGCGGUUACAUUCAGUGUUUGCAAUGCACCACAGGAAAUACCUAUUCUAUAUCACUAUGUAAUGUUACUUCAAAAUAAGCAACAUGGAAUGCAAGCAAUGAACCAAUUUGCACAGAGAGCAGUGCAAUUAUGUUUAGACAACAAGUUGAAUCGAAAGGAGGAAAUCGAUGAAAUGUACAGAAAUCCUAGUAACUUCGAUAAAAGGUUAGCGGAACGAUUUAGAGAAACUUUACUCAAAACAGGACCACUUGCUGGUUUACCGAAGGCGAUUAAUUCACUACAUCAUCUAUCGAAUUCAACACCAGCAUCUUUACGCCCACAUGUUGAAAAUCUUGAUCCAAAGGACCAAUGUACCUCCAAAAGAGAAACAUAUAAGAAUACAGUUUUAAGAGUAAAAGAUGAAGAUGAAAAUAUGGAUCGCCUAAGAGAACGUGGAUUGGCUCACUGGAAUGAAAUAUAUGAUAAAGUGUCUCCAAGAGUCAUGAAUGACUUAAAUUCAUGUUAUCCAGAUCUGUGGUAUUACACUUUUAACAACGUCUAUAGCCCUUUAUUUUCAUUUGAUGAAAUACUAACGAAAACUGAAACAAGUUUAAUAAUAAUUGCAUCUUUAGUUCCUCAAGACGUAAACCCUCAAUUAAAAGGACAUUUGAGAGGUGCACUAAAUGUUGGUUGUGACAAAGAAACAGUGGAAGCAGCAAGAUCAUUAUCUAUAAUGAUCGCACAGUUCUGUGGUGUGAAAUGGAAAUCUGAGAUAGUUAAACUGUGA